CAAUAAAUUCAUAAAAUAUUAAAAUUGUUUUAUUGAAACAUUGAUUUGUUUUAGAAAACUAUUAAAAAUGAAAUUUUUAGUCUUCGGAGUCCUAUUCCUGACCGCACUCUACGCUUCGGAUGCAUUCACUAUAAGCCGGGCUAAUGACGACCCCAUAAAGGAUGCAUUGCUGAAGGAGGUGUCGGAGCUCUUGGAUGAGGCGAUUAAAGCGAUCGACACUUUGAAGAAGAGUGGAAAGGAUGAGCUGAGGAAAGGACUCACGAAAGCCAUUGAAAUCACUAAGAGUAUGGACACUCAGCUCAAGAAACUGAACCCAACCACUGAUUUGGGAAAAGUGUUGUACAAAGGGAUCGACACUCUGGUGGUUGAGGCGGAGGCGUGGCUCGAGUCGGAGCUGAAGAAUGUUCCGCCAAAGGAGGCCAACGAUGAUAUCAAGGAUGUAGUCCUCAAACAAGUCGCACAGAUCUUAGACGACGCGCGCAAAGCCAUCGACACUCUGAAGGCCUCCGGAAAGGAUGCGCUCAUCAAUGGUCUCAUGACUGUCCAACUGUUUGGUGACUUCAAUGGCUUUCGUGAGUCCUUUCCUGAGCUCAUCCUUUCCACUCUUCGCCAAAGUGUCGAUCGCUUUACGCGUCUCAUCCAAGAUGUCCGACACCUCCUUCAGUAA
Messenger RNA from Oppiella nova, 667 nucleotides. Lineage: Eukaryota; Metazoa; Arthropoda; Arachnida; Sarcoptiformes; Oppiidae. The record is from the annotation of a GenBank genome assembly.